AUGCCCUCUCAUAGAUUUGAUCGUGGGCGGAUGUUAAGACAGGAGGACGCAGCGGAGCUGUCUCAAGAUGGCCACCUAUCCAGAAUCCCGGGUAUACCGAAUGGGGGUCAAUCUAGUUUAACGACAACUAGAUCUGGGGUACAAAGAGCUUUUUUACCUUCUAGAACUAGACGAGAAAACGGACAAUCCUUGGGAAUUCCGCAGCCUUCGACAGUUGGUUCCAUCUUGGCACCUAGCUUAAUUCCGCCGAUGGGAAAGAUGCCCCCCCCUGCCCAGCCUCAAUUGAAGCCAGGCCAUCCAACCACUGAUUCGUGUGGGAAAGCAUCUUCGGCAGAAGGGCGAUCCCGUAACGUUCUACGAAGAAAAGCUCCGUCAAUAGAGCAAUACGCGGAGCGUACUAGGGCAGCAUCGGAUACGUCAAAGCUUGGCUUUUUAGGUUCCAAUACCUCCUUGUCAAAGAUGGGGGAGAGUGAAAGCCUAUUCAGCUCAGAGCCCAUUUCAACGGACAGGCCCCACAAGGAUCUGAAGAGUCAGACUCGGGACCAAAUCCAGCUUCUACAGCCAAAUGCUCAACAGCGCUCCAGGGCCGGCGAAAGUCAAAUUCCUCGCAUCCCCAAGGAUAUCCCAAAGGAACUGGCCGGACUAGUAAAUGCGGUAAACGCAACGGCGCUUCCUCCUCCGACUCCUAAUUUCACAUCCACUAGCAGCCCUUCCACCAGAUAUUCUGAAUCUCCUGGGCCAUGGAGUAGCAGAACGUCCACUCCAACCUCCAUGUCUUCGUAUUCACCUGGGAUCAUUCAUCCAACAAAGAUAGGAUCACGUCUAAGGCAACCAAGUCCCGCUCUCUCGAGAAGCCCGCUUCCUAGACAAUCUACUGCCCCUGUUCCUUCCACCAUUCCUCUCAUUUCCACCAAAGAUGGAACUCCCCCAUACCCAAGAACACCGCGCAAAGCUCAGACACAUCCUCCUAUAACGGCAAUCAAAACUGAAAAAGACGAACGGCAACACGGUGACAAAAAGAAAACCUCCCAACCUCCUCGCGGCCCUCCACCUCGAAAAACGGCCACUAAAUUCAAACCUCCAAAGACGAAGGAGGACGAUUCCACUCAGAUGUCAAAUAAAAACUCGGAGAUCCGGAAAGAGAAGCAGAGUAUCGAGCCAGAUCAACGCAAAGUUGAAAAUGUUUCUCGGCUACCAGCUCCAGCCUCAACCUUUCGACCACCUCGGCCCAGCCGUGAGGGUACAAGUGACCUAGAACUAAAACCAUCCCCCGUGAUUCAGAGUAAUAUGGCAUCCCUAAAGCACUCGGGACAUAAACGUCAAGCAUCCAGCGACUCUGCUCAUGACAAGUUUCAUAGGAAUAUUACUAUCAAUUCUUCGACGGAAUCGUUCCAGUCUAAAGGCUCGGACCGGAUUCAUAAUCGAUAUGCUUUUCCCUAUCCCGCUGGUAACCAGAGUUCCAAAAUUGCUACGGUUACGAAGGACUCGCUGCCUCGUGCAAAUACAGCUUUAAAAAAAGACCCGAAGGAAACUAAAGAGCGUUUGGAAAUUAGCGGGACACGGCGGUUUGGGAUAUUUUCAAGAAAAGGAAAAUCGGAUACGGAUAUAGUUGGUUCGGGAUGGAAAGAUAAACCAAGCCGACGUGGCCCUGCUGCAGGAACCGGCCACGAAGGUUAUCAGAGGUACGCCCAGCGGGGCCGCAGAUCCAGCAUAAGUAGCGCUAAUGGAAGAGCAAGAUCCACAAGUGCAACUCCUCCAUCUAGGAAGGGCAGUUUUGCUAGUCAAACAGAAUCGGAUUUGGAUGACUUCCUGUUAGAUCGCCUGGAGCCAGUCAUCAUUAGUGGACGCGGGGUCAAUGGAGCAGAGCUCAGUCGAACCAAGAGUGCGGAAAGCGCGAGUGGCGCGAGUGUCACGUCAAUUUCAAAUUCCUAUCCUGGUCCACAAUAUUCGAAAGCCACCGAGGAUUCUUCAGAAUCACUGAUUCUAGGGACGGGAUGUUCCUCCCAGCCAACCGAAACUUUUGAUUCUUUACUCCACAGAAUCCAUCGAGAUGAAGAAAACCAGAGCCUAGCCAACCGUCGAUCUUUUCGCAGGUCACAGGUCUUUGAGUCGAAGGAAAAAAUUACAGUUCCACUAUCUGCCAAUACUGAGCUUCCCAAAUCACGUUCAUCGAUUGACAGUGGCAACACUAGCCAAACAUCCUUUUCCCAAUCUAGCGUAUCUAUUACUAUGAAUGGUCACGUUCAUGAUCCGAAAGAUUACAAGAAGCCGGAGAAGAAAUCAAAGUGGAAUUUUUUUCAACGGAGUCACCAAAACUCGCGAAAACGUUCCCUUCCUGAACCGAGCCCUUCUGUCGAAGUGCCAGUUUCCAUAUCUAAACUCCCUGCGUCCAGGCAGGUAGCUCACUACGCACUCCUCGAAAACGAGUUUAUAGAUUCGGAGUCACUCAGAGAUAUUUUCCAGGGGAUCGAGGAAUCACCCACUAAGGAAGAGCUUGACGAUACUGAAGAAGUGCCCCUUGGGCUUGGAUUGAAACGAGAGCAUGGUCACUCCGUUCUGCUGCCAUCACCCCCGCUUUUGGGAGGACAUGACUUCGCAAAACUUCCUUCGUCACCAAAGGUAUUUUUCAAUAAAAACAUCUUCGACGACAAUGAAGCAAGCGAUUCUCGGCCCAAAGCGGAUGUUCGAGAACAGCGACGACCUAACCGACUUGCAUCUGUAGGAAGAAUUCCUCUCGUAGUCUCUAGCCGAGACACGGAGAGAAACCAGCCUAUCCCUUCAUUUUCUCGGCCCUUUAGCAGGGCCGAUAUGCCUUCCUUAACAUCCACUGCCAAUUCCCAACCUGUACAAUUUUGUAAUCCAGGUCGCCCUCCCGUGGGAUCUCAAACUGAAGCUCUCCCUAGCCAUGAGUUUUAUUCAGAAUGUGCAAUUUCGGACCCUUCCACCCAUAACAUUCCAGGCAAUAAUCGGUCAUACGCCCAAAGGAAUCACGAAUUUUUGGCUUUCCCGCGCAGGAAAUCUAUAGCUUCUGGCUCUAGUAGUUCAGAAGGCUGCAGGAGCCUAACUGCCGUAACUGCUGUUGCACCACAACCUGGUUCAAAACUUAACGAAGACGAGAUCUGGAACGAAUAUGAUGACUUCAUCGAUACGGUUUUGUCGCCUAGCGCGGUGCCUAAAGAAAUAAGGUCAGACUUUUCCCAACAACGUUUUAAAAUGGCCACCCGUGCCAGCAGGGCUCUACAAAGGGAGCAAGGCCGAAUAAAUAAUGAUGUCCGUUCUGUUCCCAUAUCUUCCGAAGAUCUGGCCCCACAUCGGUCAAUGUCCUCCGCAAGAUCAAGCAGUAGUUCAGUACGUCUACGCAGAUCUAUGAUAAUUUCCGCUCUACAUUUGUCAAUGUCCGAAUCUCCUUCAAUGUCUUCCAUCAACCGCUCUGGCGGCUUCAGCAAUUCGAAUACCGCAGAGCUGCUAAAUCAAGGUGGUACACUAUCCGCCCAACGACCAGAUUUGGAAUCGGAUACGAUUAGAGAAGUUUCACUUCCUACACCUAAGAACAGUGAAGCGGAUCGGCGCAGAAACACAAUACUUUUUGAUAAAGCAGAGCGAGAUCGCAACGGUGCAGUCGAGCAAAUCAACCUCCGGUCUAGCUCCCUCAUGACCAGCCGCUGGUUGUCGUUUGGACGAGUACUUUUCAGCCCUGCACACAACCAUCUUCAAGGCCAACACCAGGGUCGAGUUCUUGUUAUCGACGGCUUAGGAAACGACGAUUGGUCAUUUUACUGUGCAUUAACUUAUUCUACCGCAACCGUGUAUAGUCUUGGAUUCUCAGGGCCCUCCACAAUUUCCAGUAAUCCCGCAGCCUGGCGGCCACCCUCCAAUCACAGAACUAUCCAUCACGCGAAUAUAGGGAAUCCAUUUCCGUUUCCAAAAGGGUUCUUUACGGCAGCAGUUAUUCGAUUCCCGGCUGCCUGCUCAGAGAGUGGAUUACGGGCUACGAUUUCAGAAUGCAAGCGUGUCUUACGACCGGGCGCAUAUUUAGAAUUGAACGUCAUGGACCUGGAUAUGGUGAAUAUGGGUAACCGAACACGAAAAGCUGUUCGUAUGCUAAAGGAGCGCAUAUUUGCUGCGGAUCCAAGCACAAGCCUCAAACCCGCAAGCGACAAUAUCCAAAAAUUGCUUGGAAAGCGAGGGUUUGAGAAUUUGAAUAGAUGCAUAGUUGGUGUGCCAGUUGCAGGCACUCUUUGGAGCUCAUCUAAUACAUCUAGUUCUAAUCAAUCUGUCACACCGUUGCACCCGUACUCCUCGAAUCCUACACCCACCAAUCAAGGGGGUAGUAAACAAAAGCGGCCUCCAUCAGACGACCCCAGUGUUUCUCUUGGCGAUCUCCUUUCGAAUUCGACCCCUUCGGAAUCGAAUGAUGAAUCCAUUGCAAAAAUGGUAGCCAAAGUUGCUCGUUGGUGGUAUACCCGCUGCUAUGAAGCUGCAAUACUACCUGAUGGAAAUCCGGAUUACAGCAUCUGGGCAGACAGAAGAGUACUUCGGGAAUGCCAAAGACGCGCGACAGGAUUUCGGUUGCUCAUUGCUUAUGCACAGAAACCAAGCGAACCUCGAAGGACGGCCAGUGUUUAA
Messenger RNA from Histoplasma capsulatum G186AR, 4626 nucleotides. RefSeq lists its product as uncharacterized. The record is from RefSeq and is a predicted model, not a curated record. The coding region runs from base 1 to 4626 and encodes 1541 amino acids. NCBI's taxonomy places the organism in Eukaryota, Fungi, Ascomycota, Eurotiomycetes, Onygenales, Ajellomycetaceae. The transcript has 2 exons.